AUGAUCUUGCUCUGCAGAAUAGGAAUCAGAUACUGGAGAUGGGCCAGGACGAAAUUGGGCGGCAAGCACAGGCGUUUUGUGAGAAUUAACAGAAGCCUUUUGAGUAACGCUGUGAAACCCAACAUGGGUAAAGUGUGGUUCAAUGUACGGCAAAUCAAGGAGGCAACGAAUAAUUUCAGUUGUGCCAAUUUAAUUGGGCAGGGCAGUUUUGGAAUGGUGUAUAAGGGCACACUUCCCGAUGGUCAUAUGAUUGCUGUGAAAAGAAUGAAGAAGUGUUCUGUCGACGAAGACUCGGAUUUCUUGAACGAGGUGGAGAUCAUCAGCAGCUUUCAACACCCGAAUUUGGUGGCUCUGCGAGGAUUUGGCGUUGCGAGUGAUGGAAAAGAUGGGUGCCAGCGAUUUCUUGUUUACGAUUACCUGGCUAAUGGCAGCCUCGAUCGACACAUUUAUGGAAAUGGGAAAGCACUGACAUGGGAGCAGAGGAAGAACAUUAUAAUGGGCAUCGCUAAGGGUUUGUGUUAUCUGCAUUCCGGCGUUAAGCCUGCGAUUUAUCACAGAGAUAUCAAAGCCAGUAAUAUUCUGCUGGAUGAUGACAUGAAUGCCUGUGUUGCGGAUUUUGGGCUGGCGAGGAAGACAACGGAAGGGGAAUCGUACCUCGUUUCAAAAAUAGCUGGUACACAUGGGUAUUUGGCGCCUGAGUAUGCUCUCUAUGGAAUUCUUACAGAUCGUAGUGAUGUUUAUAGCUUUGGGGUUCUGUUGUUGGAAAUCAUGAGCGGCAGAAAGGCUUUGGAUACUUCUGUGGCGUGUUCAUCUGAAUACCUUAUUACUGAUUGGGCAUGGAAGCUUCUGAAAGCGAAUAGAGUGGAUCAAAUGGUAGAUUGCAGAAUGUUUGAGAGUGGAGAGGUGAGUACAAUGGAGAGAUUUGUUUUAGUGGGCAUUUUGUGUGCACACGUUGCGGUGGCAUUGAGACCAAGUAUGGUAGAAGCAUUGAAGAUGUUGGAGGGAGAGGCUACCAUUCCUGCAAUUCCAGACAAGCCUUUGCCUCAAGUAAAUCACAGAACAGUGGCCGAUGGAAAUGCUUUUCUCAGCGUUUUAGAUAGUUAUCCUUCCUUCAACUCAUUCCUCAUGGGAAGAUAG
Molecule: messenger RNA, 1137 nt
Organism: Cryptomeria japonica (Japanese cedar)
Lineage: Eukaryota; Viridiplantae; Streptophyta; Pinopsida; Cupressales; Cupressaceae
Product: probable receptor-like protein kinase At1g11050
Exons: 1
Coding region: 1-1137 (378 amino acids)
Biological process (GO): protein phosphorylation
Molecular function (GO): protein kinase activity; ATP binding
Source: RefSeq, a predicted model, not a curated record